Aspergillus pseudotamarii is the source of this 1119-nucleotide messenger RNA. RefSeq lists its product as uncharacterized. NCBI's taxonomy places the organism in Eukaryota, Fungi, Ascomycota, Eurotiomycetes, Eurotiales, Aspergillaceae. The coding region runs from base 321 to 1037 and encodes 238 amino acids. The record is from RefSeq and is a predicted model, not a curated record. The transcript is spliced from 2 exons.
AUGGAGUGGCUUUGUUUGAGAUCUCGGGUGAAUCAGGAAUAAUACGAGUGCGGUAGCCCUAGGUUUGCCGAUUCGAUCCUCACUGCCUGUGAUCUGUGGUACCAGCUGUUAGGUUUUAACUAUCAAGAAGUCCCUUAGUAUCGGAUUGACACAUGUACUUGUUCUCUAUCGUAGUAAAACAGCUGCCUCAGAGCGAGGAUGAAGCAUCCUCGUAGUUCGUGACCUGUUAUAUAAAUGGGGCCUAAUUUUCUCCUCUCGAGAUAGCGUUGCUCUCCAUGCGAAGAUAGUUAAUUACAUCCAGGAGAACAACUCGGCCCGCAAUGGCAAAAUUACAGAAUAUCCCAGAAAUCAUCCUCCUUUGCAUGGAGGAGAAGUUCAUCACGGCAUUCAACGAAGCUCUCCCGACGCAAUGGCCGUCCUUCGCGGAAAACCCGAAGGUCAAGAUUACCGUGCUUCAUAUGGGACUCCAUGCGGUUCCGGCCACAACCAAGUUCCAAUUAGUUGUCUCACCUGCCAAUUCCUACGGCCGCCUGGAUGGUGCCUUUGAUGAUGCGAUCUCGCGGAAAUUCUGCUGUCCACAUCAUCCUUAUGAUACGCUAACGCGCGCAGCGCAACAAGUGCUUUACGAAAAAUGGAGAGGCUUUGCGCCCCCGGGGUCUUGCACGCUGGUCCCGUUUCCUAAAGAUAUGGAAGGCACAAAUGCUUGGGGCUGUAAAUGGGUAGCGGUUUGUCCGACCAUGCGAGCUCCAGAUAACGUUAUGUGGGACCGAGAAGUGGUGUACGAGUGUGUGUGGAGUUUGCUAUGUCAAGUGGAAGGCUGGAACCAUGACCGAUCCGAGGACAGGAUUGAUAGUAUACUGAUGACACCACUGGCGACGGGGAUUGGGCGUGUAACUCCUCAGAGGUGGGCAUCGCAGUUAAUCCUAGCGAUAAAGCAUUUCGUGGAUGCGUUGGAGCGACCGGAGAGGUGGAUUCAAUUGGGAUGGAGGGACAUUGAAGAGGAUAUGCUGGAGGUCGAAGAAACAUGGAAAGAAUAACUUUGGUGCAUUGUCAAUACGGGUAGAUCAGGGUCUUUAAAUUAGUUGAAACUCUCAAUCUUUGUGUUUACGUAUCUGCAUA